AUGCUCAAGGGGAAUAAUGCCCUUCCACCAGAAGAUCGUCUGUUAAAGUUUCUCGUGGACAGUAACACAGACUGUGAGGAGCCAGUGCUGUGUGCGAACUGUGACCAGGAGAGCAGCAGAAAGGACCACGGAGUCAUGUAUUACUGUAACACAUGCAGCCAGCCUCUGUGUGCCUCCUGCCGGGAGCUGACACAUAAAGCCAGAAUGUUUGCGCAUCAUGAGAUUGUGUCCUUGGCCAAUCGCACCAGAGCCAAACACAAGAUGUGCUCACUUCACCAGGAGCCCUAUAUCCUCUUCUCAACACAGAACAAGUCAAUGCUUUGCAUCAAAUGCUUCAGAGACAUGCAAGUAGAGAGCCGGACCCACUGCAUCGAUAUAGAGACUGCGUACGUCCAGGGCUGUGAGAUUCUGGACCAAGCUGUCCUGGUGGUCAAAGAGCUGCAGACUUCUGCAAGAGAAGCAAUAGUUCUUCUCAGAGCAAUGAUUGGAGAAGUGUGUCUGAAUGUGGAAGAAGAAGAGAGUGCAAUAUGUUCUUUAUUCAACAGCCUACAGGAGAAGUUGGCAGAGAGAAAGAAGAUACUGUUAAAAACAGCUCAAAGUCAACAUGAGGAGAAGGAGAAAGCUUUGAAGGAGCAGCUCUCACACCUUACGGCUCUCCUGCCAACGCUUCAGGUUCAUCUCGUCACAUGUUCCGCUUUUCUCAACUCUGCCAACAAGUUUGAGUUUCUGGAUAUGGGCUAUCAACUGAUGGAGCGACUGCAGCGGAUUGUGAAGCUGCCUCAUCGACUGCGACCCGUGCAGAGCAGCAAAAUCAACACGGACUAUCGCUGUGAGUUUGCCCGCUGUCUUGAGGCGCUGCUGCUGAUUGGACCACGGGCUCCUGCUUCUGUCAGCGGCUGCACCAACAGGCUCCAGUCUCCGCUGUCGGUGUCCUGCCGCUCCCCGUCGCUCAGUGAGAUGCCCGUGGGCUCCAUGCUUGGCCGCAGACCCACCUCUCACCGAAACGUCUGCACCAAGGUCCUGCUGGCGGAGGGCAGAGAGACCCCCUUCACAGAGCACUGCCGCAGCUAUGAGAGCAGCUACCGGAAUUUGCAGACAGACAUCCAGAGUUUGAAGGACCAGGUUCAGGAGCUGCACCGGGACCUGACCAAACACCACUCUAUCAUCAACACCGAGAAGAUGGGAGAGAUUCUGGACCGGUCUCUUCUCAUCGACGACCAGAUCACCUCCCACUACUCCACCGUGGAGACCAUGAGGACCAUGUUUGAGGAGAUCUGGGAAGACACUUUUCAGCGUGUCACAAAUGAGCAAGAAAUCUAUGAAGCCCAAUUACACGAUCUGCUGCAGCUGAAGCAGGAGAAUUCCUACCUGACCACGAUCGCCAAACAAAUCAGCCCCUACAUCAUGUCCAUAGCCAAGGUCAAAGAGAGACUUGAGCCCAGAUUUCAAGAGCCAAGAGAGCCCCAUGACGACCGCACUGAGACGAUGUUGAAGAUUUAUGAAGACACUGGGUUGCCAAAACAAAGUACUGACGGUAAUACUCGUCCGUGCGACCCAGACAGCACCAACCCGUCGCUGUUGCCAGAUCCAGAGGAGUGUCCAGUCAAGACCAAUCGACCCGUCCAGCGCAGAGGCCCCGCAGAGACGCCCAGUCACCCCCAGACUCCUUCAUAA
Molecule: messenger RNA, 1674 nt
Organism: Knipowitschia caucasica
Lineage: Eukaryota; Metazoa; Chordata; Actinopteri; Gobiiformes; Gobiidae
Source: the annotation of a GenBank genome assembly